AUGACAGACGCAUCAACACCCCUCACAGCACUCUGCAACAUCUGCCACAGCGCACCACCCAAAUACACCUGUCCCCGCGACGCCGUCCGCACCUGCAGUCUCGCCUGCUCCCAAAGCCACAAACGCCGCGCCGCCUGCAGCGGCAUCCGCGACNCAGCCGCCUACAUCCCCAAGUCCUCUCUUCAAACCGCUGGCGGAAUCGACCGCGACUACAAUUUUCUCAGCGGGGUGGAACGCAACAUCUCUCGCGCCGACAAAGAGACUAGUGAACGUGGAGUUUCUCUGGACGGAAAAGGCAAAGCGAUUUUCCAGAAACGAUGGCAUGAUAAUGGUGCUUUGGGAAAGUAUUUGCGGGAGAAUGGGGUUGUGGUGCAUAAAGCGCCGGUAGGGAUGGCGAGGCAAAAGGCCAAUCAGACGAGGUUUAUUGCGAAGAGCAAGAGGAUUGUGUGGAGUGUGGAAUGGAUUGUUGAGGGUGAAAAGAGGGUCGUUGAGGUGGAUGAGAGUAGGAGUAUUGAGGAGGCUUGGAAGGAGUUGGUACUUGAGAAGGAGAGGGAGACCAAGAAGAGAAAGAGGACACAGGAAGAUGCAGGAGCAAAGCCGCAGAAGCAGAAGGUGCAACCAGACGCCGACGAGUCAAAAACACAAGUUGCGGAAGGUGCGACAACGGAACUGGAGACAGAAGGAGCAACGACGAACGACACUACAAUCGCUCCUUCCACCCGCGAAACCACAACACAAGACGCACCUUCACAGCAGGAACAACCAUCCGAGACCGCCACAUCAACACAACAAACCACCCACUUCUACCUCCACAAACCACACACCUCAUCAACAAACACCGUCCUCAUCNCCCUCACCUCAACAACAACAACAUUAACACACGCCCUCCAUAAAAAACACGUCCUCGAAUUUCCCACAAUAUACGCCUUUCCCUCUACCACCGAAGAAACAACAAAUCCUCUACCCAAAGGCUUUAUAACCCUCGAUCAAUACAAUAUCGAAAGAUCAGCAGAGGAUAAAGAGUUGAUUGGAUUAAUGGAGUCAAUACCAGAAGGCCAGAGGAAGAUUGCCUUGAGUGGAGGUAUCUUUGGUGGUGAUGAAGAGAAAGAAGAGACGGUGGAUGAGAAACAGAUUUUAGAGGUGUUGCAACGGGAUGCUGAUGCGCUAAAGUAG
Molecule: messenger RNA, 1173 nt
Organism: Aureobasidium vineae
Lineage: Eukaryota; Fungi; Ascomycota; Dothideomycetes; Dothideales; Saccotheciaceae
Source: the annotation of a GenBank genome assembly